This is a messenger RNA of Colletotrichum godetiae, 1528 nucleotides long. RefSeq names its product general substrate transporter. Bases 1 to 1353 code for a protein of 450 amino acids. The record is from RefSeq and is a predicted model, not a curated record. Gene Ontology annotation, biological process: carbohydrate transport; transmembrane transport. The transcript has 2 exons. Lineage: Eukaryota; Fungi; Ascomycota; Sordariomycetes; Glomerellales; Glomerellaceae. Gene Ontology annotation, cellular component: membrane. Gene Ontology annotation, molecular function: carbohydrate:proton symporter activity.
AUGGGUAGUGUUUCUUCUCUUAGUUCAUACCUCAAAGUUGUUGGUCUGGAAGAUGGGAGCAAGCAUUCCCAACUUCUCAUCGGGGUCAUCAACGCUGUCUACUGGAUCGGGGUCAUCAUAGGCGCCCUGCUGGUCGGCUCCUUCUCCGACAAAGUUGGCCGCCGCCGCGCAAUCUUGUUCACCGGAAUUCUCGCUCUCAUCGUCGUUCCAUUCUUUGCCGCUCUUCAGAAUUUUGCGUGGGCUUUGGCAUUCCGCUUCAUUAACGGACUUGCGACCGGAUCAUUCGAUUCUGUCGGGCUCAAUUACUCAGCUGAAACGGUAGACCAUCGACAUCGAGGAAGAGCCAUUGGUUUCCAGCUGUGUUACGCGGCCACGGGCGCUGGCAUCGCAUACUUCAUCCCAUUUGGGUUAGCAAAGCAGACGUCAAGCGAGGUUGUCUGGCGAUUUCCUCUGGCUUUCCAGCUCGUUUUUGUGCUCAUGGCGCUCUCGAUUGUCUGUUUUCUUCCGGAGUCACCCAGGUGGUUGGUGAAAGUAGGCCUUGCUGAAGCAGCACGUGAUGUUAUCGAGGCUGUUAAGCACGUCGACCAUCCAAUGGAUCUUCAAAGUGCUGUCGAGGCAGAGUUGGAAAGCAUCUCUCGAACGAUCGACAUGGAGCGAGAACACAAUUCUUCGACAAGCUACUGGUCGAUGUUCACUGUCCGUGACGAGCUGAGCACAGCACGUCGAACAUGGUCUGCCAUCUUCAUUCAAUUUGCAACACAGGCCAUGAUCGGGUCAGGAUUCGUGUCCGGCUACGGUAUCAAAAUCUUCGAAACGGGCGGCUGGUCUUCUGAAUUGGCCGCACUUCUCUCAGGCAUGGGCAUUCUUACUCAAGCUGCCUUUGGAGUUCCAGGCGCCUUGCUCUCUGACAAAAUAGGUCGUCGAAAUGCAAUGAUUGGUGGAGCUGCUGGAGGAGCUGUCGUUCUGGCUCUGAUUGGCAUGUGUGGCUACUUUGUCGACAAAUAUGCCGACUCCGACCCAGCACUGGCGAAGUCUUACGGGUCAGCGACCGUUGCGCUGGUCUUCAUAUGGGCAGCAGUUUUUGGUUCAACAUGGCUCUGGUGCCCUUUCACGUAUCCCUCAGAGAUCUUCCCAGCUCAAUCUCGUGCUAAAGGAAGCUCGGUAGGCAUAGUUGGCCUGGGCCUUGGUUCUUUCUUCUCUAGCAUGAUCAGUCCUUACUUGUUCACUGCAGUCGGUUACGGAGCGCUGUUCAUGAUCUGUGGAUUAAGUUUUCUUGUUGCCUUCAUUUGCUACAUGUGGAUGCCAGAGACAGCAGGAAAGACUCUGGAAGAGAUCGAUGGUCUUUUCCAUUGAGUCUCAUUCCACUAAACCUACAGAGAAACAGCACGCAUUGUAAUUGCGCAUCAACUUAGUCCCAAUGUCAUAGUUGCGAAACUACGAAGCUGCCGUUUCAUGUUUGAUGGACGGUCGAUUUGUCUUCUAUAUUUCAACUUUGUGCGAUGCUGAUUCAAUACGAGUAGACGAGGAC